GCAGCUCAGUUCGGGACGACGCCGUCGACGAGACGACAAGACACUGAUUGACAACCACCUUGAGAUCUCAGUUCUCCGGCUCUCCUUCGUCUUCCCCCUCUCCCGUCCCGGCCGCUCCUCAAAGUUCCCGGGUAGCAUUCCGCACCAUCUCCGGGCAACUGAGACACCCUCCCACAAUGCUACAAUCCCUUCUCACAUUCAGGAACCUGUUACUCCAUACUUCCCUCUCACUGUUACUCUCUCUCCUCCUCUCCUUCCUCCGGUUCCCCUCCCUCCUACUUCACGGCCUCUUCACUUACAUCCACCCGGAGAACCUCGGCCAGCAGAACGGCCUCAGGGCAGCCAUCCGCCGCCCCGGCUCCGACCCCUCCGAGCCCGAGCCGCGGAAGAAGACCAAAUCCAAGGACAAGUUCGAAUUCGAUGAGAACAAUGCCCAGAUCUUCAGGAUCAAGCUCGAUCCCGACCACCUCCAGACGAGGAUCUACUAUAGUGAGUAUCACAGCGUGUCCGUGCUCUCGUUUGUCAGCUUGUCUUGUGUAUUGCUUCAGCUUUAUCUGGGCGAAUCGGUUAAUGAUGGGGUUCUCGCGAGCGGUUCUUUGAUCCCUGUCCUGUUGGGGUUUUUCGCCGUCUCGAGACUGUUCUUAGUGCUCGCUAAGGUUUCCUUCGAGAAAUCGGCCUCAAGGCUGUCGGAGAAGAGAUUGAGCUUGUGUUUUGGGGGAUUAGGGUUCAUUGCCGGGCUCAUGAUUUGCUCGUCGCUCCUCCGGUCGGUUCUUGAUUUCGAUUGUGGGUCAAUUGAUGGGUUCUGGGCGGUCCUGUUGGCGUUUUUAAUGGGCUGCCUCGCCGGUUUGCUCUACAUGCCUGCCUUGAAGUGUGCAAGAUCAUUUUGGCUUGGGACUGAUCAAAUUCGGUGCAAUCUCGGGUUAAUCUCCAGUGGAUGGUUCGCGAGGACUGCGCUUUAUCUGACUUGCAUUCUGAAUAUCUUCACUGCUUUGUUAUGGAUCAAUCCAUUUAUCGAUAUUCUCAUUAACAAGAAGGCUAUUGAUAGUAAGGCGGCACGAUUAUCCACUGGUUCCCGGGUUGAUGAGAAAUUAGCAGGCAAUGUGGGAAUGUCGAGCUCGGAAUUUGCUAAGUUCCGGCUUUACUGCUUGCUGCUCUCAGGUCUCUCCCAAUUCAUAGCUUUACGACCAAACUUGCAAAUGUAUUUGAACGAAGCAGUACUGUCAUGGUACCAGAGGCUCCAUGCUAGCAGGGUUCCCGACUUAGACUUCAGUCGGGCAAAGGUUUUCCUGCACAAUCACUACGCUUGCCUUGCCGUUGUGCAUUAUUUUGUCCCACCGGCUUUGGUACUCGUUUUCCUUGGCUUAUCUCAAAUAGAAGGGCGGCCACUGGGGAAGUUCGAGAUGCUAUGUAGUCAGCAGCCCUGCUUCGGUUUUUUCAAGCAAGUGGCUCUGCUAUUGGCCUGGUGGGUGGUGUUUGUUUGGUCAGUUUUCACCUCAGUGACCCUAGUGUUGUACCGUCGAGGUUUCUUGUAUGUCUCGUGAUUGAAUUGAAGUUGUUUUCUUCAGUUUUGUCUCGCUCGGGCCCUUUGUCGUGGCCUCGAUCAGAAGUUUUUUUUUUUUUUUUUUGUCCUCAGAGAUUUGUGACUUUGUAACUGUCUCUGCAGUCAGAGAAAGAAGCAUGAUAUGAUAUAAUAGAAAGCACACGUUUUUGUCUUUGUUGACAA
Molecule: messenger RNA, 1723 nt
Organism: Punica granatum (pomegranate)
Lineage: Eukaryota; Viridiplantae; Streptophyta; Magnoliopsida; Myrtales; Lythraceae
Source: RefSeq, a predicted model, not a curated record